AUGGAAGAAAAGUGGUUAGCUAACCUUAGUAAAUUAGCAAAAAAUGAAGAAACUGCAGAGCAUGAAUAUCAUACAUUGCUAAAUAAAGAUGUGAGGAAAGAGAAGAUGAUCUACUCCAGCUACCUGUUAGAAUCACAGAAAUCCAAGCACCAAAUCAACAGAGAGGAAGAGGCAACGAUAACCAAAAGGCAAAAAGAUUUAACAAAUGUAUCACUUGAAGAUGAUGACAAAAGUAAUACUACCAACGUUGCAUAUUCUGGAAAAAGUAUGGAUGAUCUUCUUCCUGGCGACCAAGUACAGGACUCGUCUUCUGUAUUGGUCAAAAAAGAUCUAGUCAAACUUGCUGAGUUUCAGGCAGGUGCCUUGGAUGAAUUAACCAAGAAAUUUGGAAAUAGAAUCGGGAUAAUUUCUUUUGGUAUAUGGAUAUGUGGUGAGCAUAUUCGCGUCUACGAGAUGGACCUUAAUUAUGACGGAAUAUACAGGAUGAUCUUGAUUGCAGAUGUAUGUGUCCCAAUUGAACGGGAAAAAAUUGUAGGCUUGCUACCAGUUUUGGAAGCGUUUUAUAAUGUUAAAGUAAGUGGUUAA
Paraglomus brasilianum is the source of this 585-nucleotide messenger RNA. NCBI's taxonomy places the organism in Eukaryota, Fungi, Glomeromycota, Glomeromycetes, Paraglomerales, Paraglomeraceae. The record is from the annotation of a GenBank genome assembly.